UCAAUUCAGUGAAGAUAUGAUUCCUACUGUGGGCUUCAACAUGAGAAAAGUUACGAAGGGUAAUGUUACAAUAAAGAUUUGGGAUAUAGGAGGGCAACCACGAUUCCGAAGCAUGUGGGAGCGAUAUUGCAGAGGAGUUAAUGCUAUCGUCUACAUGGUAGAUGCUGCAGAUCGUGAAAAAAUAGAAGCCUCUCGAAAUGAGCUGCACAAUCUUCUAGAUAAGCCACAGUUACAAGGAAUCCCUGUUCUAGUACUUGGAAAUAAGAGAGACCUUCCUAAUGCUUUGGAUGAGAAACAGCUAAUUGAAAAGAUGAACCUUGCUGCUAUUCAGGACAGAGAAAUCUGCUGCUACUCAAUUUCUUGCAAAGAGAAAGAUAAUAUAGAUAUCACGCUUCAGUGGCUUAUUCAGCAUUCAAAAUCUAGAAGAAGCUGAAGUCUUCCUGGAAUCUCCAGUACCAGUUGGCCAUAAUCUCAGUUGUCCACUUCCCUCCAUAAUGAGAUAUUACCCAAAAAUCCUGUAUCAAGAAUCUGCCUUUUCACGGUUCAUUUCUCAUGUGCACUGCUGAAGACUUGUAUUCCUAUUCUGUCACAAAACAACUAGAGUUGUCAUGAUAAAGUCAGCACAAAUAUUUAUUUUACAACCAUCUAUGGUGGGAGGGUUGUGGGGGGGGCUUUUUAAAAAGAAAAAUCUCUCUACCAUGUUAACUAUGAUGGUACACUCUGUUCUGGUUUUUCAGGGCCAGGUUUUUAUAUGAUUUUCAGCAAGUGUUUUAUUUCUAGUGUUUAGUGGCUUGAAGAUGCUGAUGCUUGACAGCAUUAAGAUUCUGUAAGAUGCCACAUACAGUAGUUAGAGAACAUUUAAGCGUGAAUUGUGGGAUACUGAUUUAUCUCACACAUGCAUGUGAUGUGUGUAUGUAAGCAGAGAAACGGAAACUGUUUGCAGAGGGGAGCACAAGGCACAGAUCAGCAUCACUAAUCUACAGCUGAGAUCUUACCGUGUCACUUGAAAAAGAAAACUCUCAUGAUGAAUUAGGAAGGAGUCAACUGUUUAAAAUAAUUUUGUUGCUUCUGUUUAACAUUUGGGGGGGGGGGGGGAUUGGAAUGGACUGUUCUGUCAAGCUUUCAAAAAUUGGAGUAUUCCAGCAUGAAAACAAAUUGCUAGGAACAUCAGACUUUGUUCAAAUACAUUUUUCUAUCUGCAGAUACUAGUGGUCUCUAUCUGAAACCAGAACACACAUUCUGAGCAGCUGCAUGACACUUAAAUUACUGACGUUUUUGUAUAGAGUCAGUCGUUGACCUUUAGCACAAUAUCUAUGUAAUUGUCUAGUGUCUCUCCUGCUCAUGAAAUGGCUGGGCACAGUUUCACCUGGUGCUAUGGAAUAUCUAGGCUAUUGUGACAACUCUAGACCUGCCUGCUUUCUUGAUGUAACCAUGUGCAAAGUCUGUAAGUUGCAAGAUGAAAUGUUUUACUGUGUCAAAGCACAAGAGAGCCAAUGAAUUGAUCCUGUUUCUUGACUAGCUCCUACAGUAUAGGGAAGUAUGUAUAAACUAAAGAUUGUAAUGUUUUGUAGCUUUACUUUCUCAAUGACUUCAGUAUAUUUAAAGGGACAGACUUGUUAAGACUGGUUUGUUCAUACAGUAAUGUCAGUGUAGCUUACUAGCGUAUGCAAAUACAUGGUACACCUGCUUGUGUUGCCUCACACUGUGUGUGAUUCCUCCCUUCAGUGUAGUUUGCAUUACGUCGGAGUCUUUGGUUGGAAACACUGUUUAGUCCAUAUCAGUUAUGACAAGCCAGUUUUAAUUUAGACUGCCAUGGCCUUACUGUUUUGUACCAACUGUCGCACUGUUGCACAGACACUACAUGCUGCCUGCAUUCAGUCUGAACUUGCAUUUUAACUUUUUGUCCCCUUUCAGUUCUCUGAAGCAUGAUUUCAAUUAAUUCAUACUCUGGUGCUGUAGAGGAGAGGGUGUAUUAACUUGCUACUGUAGUCCCUAGUUCACCAGGAACUGUUACAGUUACUUUUAUUUAGCAAACUUGCUUGUGCCUAAAAUAAGGAAACUAAACUAGAAUGUGUGAAUCUUUGUGAGGGACCAGGUCACUGUUUAGUUAACUGGCCUAUAGCUAAACUUGAUGUGUUUGGUGUUUAUAUACUUCACUGCUUUCAGCAUUUAUGGCAUCCAAACACUACCAAUUGUUAACCUGUGCAUUACUCUCUGCAUGUGAAAAACUUAUACAAUUACUGAACUUUGUAAAUACGUGAAUUUUUUUAUUUAGGUGGAUGCAUAUGUUGGUUUACUGCUCUUCAGCUUUAUUCAAUAAACUUAUGUUUUGAGGGUUGUAUUGACACUU
Nipponia nippon (crested ibis) is the source of this 2350-nucleotide messenger RNA. Lineage: Eukaryota; Metazoa; Chordata; Aves; Pelecaniformes; Threskiornithidae. The record is from RefSeq and is a predicted model, not a curated record.